Fusarium proliferatum ET1 is the source of this 2640-nucleotide messenger RNA. RefSeq lists its product as uncharacterized. NCBI's taxonomy places the organism in Eukaryota, Fungi, Ascomycota, Sordariomycetes, Hypocreales, Nectriaceae. The record is from RefSeq and is a predicted model, not a curated record. Bases 1 to 2640 code for a protein of 879 amino acids. Gene Ontology annotation, biological process: arachidonate metabolic process. The transcript has 7 exons. Gene Ontology annotation, cellular component: membrane.
AUGAGUCGCUGCCGUCAUACAUGCUGGCUUAAACCCUGGAGCCUGGGCGUAGAAAAGGGCUUAGAGGUCACAGACCGACCUCAACGUUUACUGAAGGAAUUCGAAAAUCCCGACGCCGAGAGCGCUGGCCUACUGGUGUUAAUAGGAAAUCAAUCGAAACAGGCGGCCUUCAAGAAGCUAAGUUUUCAGACGGGCAGGAUCCGAGCAAGGGUAGGAGGGGAAGUUCAUUUACUUGUCUCUUCGUUGAAAGAGAAUCGCCGUAAGCGUAUCGUGAUCGCCGAUACAGAUGCGUCUGGAUCACAGGCCAAGUUGCCGUUGUUGAGCGCCAGUGCUUGCCACGCUGUAAAAGUCUAUACUGACACGAAGCAACAAGUUCCUGAAGAUGGACUCGACUACGAAAAUCUCUUGCGUAGAACUCUACUUCCAUCUGCUGACGUUGUAUGCAUAUUCGUCGAUGAUUUAGGAGGAUUUGGUGAGUCGUUGAAACGAUUACGUUUCUGGCUCCAGAGUGGACCACCAUCAACUAGCCCAGUGCGGCCACAUAUCCUGCUUGUAGUAAGGCAAGAAUGGAGACAGAGGCACGAAAGUGAUCUUCAGAGGUUUGUAGCAGAACACCGAUCUAGAAGUCUUGAUCCGAGUUUCAGUGGCAUCACUCUCGUCGGAGUUCCCAGAAUGUCUGGUAAAAGUAGACGGCGAAGCGGCGGACAGACGCGACGAUGGCAAGUGCUCAGUUCGGAGUUAUCAAAGGCAUUAGAGACCAGUAGACAGGCUCGACGACGAUCUGACUCCAUCUUCUCGGUACACCAUCUUGCUCACUUCUUACAGUAUGCUGCUAGCGUAGCGUUGAGCGUAACUGCGGAACCUUUCAGCUUCGUGAAAGUUUCUCGGCUCCAUCGAGGAAUAGCACCGGACUUGAGUGACCAUAUCAGGAAUUUUCUAGGAAAGUUUGAAUUACUCAAGACGUUCCAGCAGGUGGCUGUCCCGUUGAUCGCCUCAAGUCUCCUUCUCGACCAUUACUCGCCUGGGAUGCACCCCUUCGACUGUCACCAGGUUUUUCGUGAACUCUACGAAAAUGCUUGCUAUCAAGCCAGCUCCGAACUCAAAUCAAGCUUCGAGAGGCCUAUACCACCUUCAGAAACUGUAAGAUUGAUAUCGUGCAGCAUGUUCACUCAGUUGGCGCAGUCCCAAGCUGUGGGCUCGAUGCGUGACUGGCAUCGGCAGCAACUCGCCCAAAAUUUUGGCGGCGGCCGCAGUACGGCUUCCCAUGUGGACAUCUUGUUUGUCAAAAUUGUAUUAGAACCUUCAGUCCUAAAAGCCGCUCUGAUCCGUGGGAGUGCAUUGAGCGUGAUCUGUCUGGACAUUCUGGGAUGGAACGUAGACGACUGCAUGUCUCAUCUCAAGCAGUUUGCCCAACAAUCGUUUAUCCAGCGUUCCUCGUGGUUUACACGUUUACUAGACCGUCUUCCACUUUUCUCCAAUGUGGCAUGGCUAUUCCAACUGAUCUGCACCUUGCUAGCUGAUAGCAAGUAUACUGCUGAGGGGCUGGAGAAGUUGUUGAUUGAAACAUACGGCCAAAACCGAAGUACGACCGAUAUAUCCCCAGCUACCGCCAUAGGGGCCCAUGUAGGUGUAACAUUGACCAGAGCGUGUGAUGGCAGCGUAUUCCUCGUCACAAACUAUAACAGCGCCACAGGGCAAGUCCAGGAUUCUGAUUAUCGUCAUCUCGAAUUGAAUGACGGGCAAUCUCAAAGUAAAUGGUGGCAGGUGUUGCGAUGUGCAACAGCAGCGCCGUACUACUUCAAGCCAGCGCGUAUCGGCGACCUCGGAGUUUUUCAAGAUGGUGGGCUUGCAGUUAACAAUCCAGUGUGCAUUGCUAUUCGUGAAGCAACAUUGUUGAGUCCAGAUAUGGCGGAACCUAGUGUUGUGGUUUCACUUGGCACCGGUUCUGCUUCAGAUGAUGAUAAUGGGUCAUCAGGCAUUUUAUCUGAAAAGUUCCUUCCUAGGCUUUCAAGGGCUCUUUGGAAGCAAACCGGUUCAAAAGUCACGUGGAGCCAUCUUCUGAGUCAUCAGAGAGCCGAUAGCGACACAAAGCUUUUUCGGUUUGACGUCGACUUCAUGGGAGAAGAACCUUUGCUCGAUGAGGUAAGUAUGGUAGAACGCGUACGACAGACGGCCCACGAUACGGCGACAGGAUCGUCAAGCCUUCGUAGAUUGUGCCGCCAUCUGCGGGCUGAGCUUUUCCUCUUCGAACUAGAUGAACUUCAUCCACCGUACUUCUUGAGGGGUGCUUAUCAAUGCGCUGGUCGCAUUAUCUGCCGGUUGAGAGCUCACACGCCAGAAUACAAAGGAUUCAUCAAGCAGCUGUGCGAGAGAGAAGCGGCAUUCCGAGUAGGAGCCCAGUUCCUGAGGAUUACAUAUGAGAAUAUCAAUACAGAUCUCUGUUUCAAGGUAAAUUUCGCCGUACCAACCCUCAGUAGUUCGAUCUCGAUUGCUUUGUUAGAAGGGGCGGAUGAGGAAUCCCACAUCAACGGUUCACCUUUCGCGAUAGAAUGGCUUAUCCGAAGGCAAGCACUGAAUGCCGGCUUUGGCACAUCCGACCAUCGGGAACUGGCGCAUUCUGAUCUCGAUUGUGUUCCAUGA